Molecule: messenger RNA, 1923 nt
Organism: Schistosoma spindalis
Lineage: Eukaryota; Metazoa; Platyhelminthes; Trematoda; Strigeidida; Schistosomatidae
Source: the annotation of a GenBank genome assembly
AUGUCACAAGUUUAUGAUAGACCUAUUAUUAAUAAUGAUAAUAAUAAUAAUAAAUUAUUAUGGAAUAAUGAAAUCCCAAUUAUUGAUUAUCAUAUUAAAUAUCCAUAUGAUAUAAUGAAUGAUACUGUUAUUAGAAAUCAAUUAACAUCACAUAUUGAUAAUAUUUGGGAUUAUUCAUAUAAUUUACCAAGAACUACAUAUUUCCCUAUAACUACCAUUGAUACAUUACCUGACAAUUCAUUUGUAUGGUCAGAUUCAUCAUCAAUGACAUCAUUUUAUCCAUGGAAUAAUGAACAAUUGACUUUAUCACAACAACAACAACAGCAACAACAACAACAUCACCAGCAGCAGCAGCAGCAAACAUUCUGGUUAGAUAAUCAUCAUGAAAUCAAUUAUCAUAAUUUAUCAAUAGAAGAUGAGAUUGUAGAAAAUGAAUUUCAGAAUAGUAAAAAUUAUUUAUCAACUUUAACUGAUACAAAAUAUUCAUCUAGUCAUUUUGAACAAUUUGAUAGUUUACAAAUGAAUACUACUAAUACUACUAAUAAACCUAAUACAAUUACUACUUAUAAUAAUCAAACUACUGAUAUGGAAAAUGAAAUUAAUACAUCUAUGUUAUCCUCAUCAUCAUUAUCAAAUGUUAAAAUAAUGUCAUCUUCAACAACAACAACUACAUCAUCAUCAUCAUCAUCAUCAUCAUCAGCGUUAUUGGCUUAUUUAAAUUUGGAUAAAAUUAAGGUCAUUGAAAAUUUGAUGGAUUCAAAUAAAAAUCAUACUCAAUCAGAAUUGAAUUUAGUUCAAUGUUCAAGAAAUAUUAAAACAAACAUUAAAUCCACUAUUCAAUCAAAUGAAUCAUUUAAACUUCCAAAUCAUAAUGGUCAUUUUAAAAGUUUCUAUAAAACUGAUUAUGAUAUUUAUCAGAAUACAUUAAAUAUCAAUAACAUAGCUCAUGUAAAUUUAUUAAAAUCUACUACAUCAGAAGAAUUACAAACUCAACGUUUUCUAGCUAAUGUUCGUGAAAGACAACGUACACAAUCAUUGAAUCAAGCAUUUUCUGAAUUACGUCGUAUUAUACCAACAUUACCAUCGGAUAAAUUAAGUAAAAUACAAACACUUAAAUUAGCUACACGCUAUAUUGAUUUUUUAUCUCAAGUACUUGAGACAUCAACACCACCAUCAUCAAAAUCAUCGUCAUUACGAACAACAGGAACAGUUGUAUCAUCAUCAUCACCAUCUAACAAUGACCAAUCGAGUGAAUUUGUAGAUGAUAUCUAUCCAAUGACAAGUAAAUAUCCUAUUUCUUGUUUAACUAAUAAUAAUAAUAAUAGCACCCAAUUGACUGAUCCUUCAUUCUUAUCAACUGAUUAUAAUCCUAUUGAAAAGUUGAAAUGUUUAACACCACAUAAUGAAUAUAAUUUGUACAAAAUUAAUCCGUGCCAGUGUAAAUUUGAUUUUAAUGAUUAUAGUCAAUUGUCAUCUUCAUCAAAAUCAUCAUCAUCAUCCCCGUCAUCAAUAUCCCCUUCAUCAUCAUCAUCAUCGUCAUCAUCCUCAUCGUCAUCGUGUUCCCCAUUAUCGUCAACAUCUUCAAACUCUACAUCAGAGAUAACAGUAUUUUGUAAUGAAAAUAAUACAAGUACUAAUACUAAUAUGAAUAAUAAAUACAGAUUUUUAGUGAAUGAUUUAGAUUAUUUGAAUAAAUUUUCAUCAUCACCAUCAUCUACAACUUCACAACCAUUUAUAACAUCCGAGAUAACAACAUCGACAAUAAUGAAGACAUCGACGAUGAUCACGACAAUAACAACAACAGCAACAACCACCACCACAACAACAGCAACAUCCAUUUAUCCAAAUCAAGGUCUAAGUUAUGCAUUUUCAGUAUGGCGUAUGGAAGGUGCAUGGUUGUCAACUCAUGACACUAAACUAUAA